AUGGAAAAAGAGUGCAAGGGCGACGAGGAAAGCGCGACAUCUUGCACUUGUGUCGCAAGUGCCGCAAACAGCACUUGUGGUGCAAGAAAUCGCAAAUUGGGGGCGGAGCGACACAAAGGUGCGGGUGCAACAAAGGUUUUGGACACGCGAUUCAGCGACAAAGUGUUGAAACGCGAUGCGACAAAGGUUUUUGAAAGUGCUGCGACAGGAAUUCAGAUAGCGAUGCGACAGAAUUCUGAAACGCGAUGA
Molecule: messenger RNA, 249 nt
Organism: Bursaphelenchus okinawaensis
Lineage: Eukaryota; Metazoa; Nematoda; Chromadorea; Rhabditida; Aphelenchoididae
Source: the annotation of a GenBank genome assembly